Rhodotorula toruloides NP11 is the source of this 1083-nucleotide messenger RNA. RefSeq names its product mitochondrial endonuclease. The transcript is spliced from 8 exons. Gene Ontology annotation, cellular component: nucleus; mitochondrial inner membrane. Gene Ontology annotation, biological process: apoptotic DNA fragmentation. Lineage: Eukaryota; Fungi; Basidiomycota; Microbotryomycetes; Sporidiobolales; Sporidiobolaceae. The record is from RefSeq and is a predicted model, not a curated record. The coding region runs from base 1 to 1083 and encodes 360 amino acids. Gene Ontology annotation, molecular function: nucleic acid binding; RNA endonuclease activity; metal ion binding.
AUGUCGUCGUCCAUCCUUCAUCUCGCCAUCGCUGGCGCUUCCGGCCUCGUCCUUGGCGCGGCGGGCGCUUUCACCCUCUCGCGUCCAAAGCAGCAGCAAACCCCGGCCACCGCGCCUCAACCGCAGCCUGGCGCGUCGCCUGUGCCCGUACCGCGACUCGAAAGGCCUGCGCACCCGGCUCAGGUCUACAAUGGCAGCCUCGCGCAGGGAGCGGUGCAGGACCGGAUCAUCAGUGGAGGAACUAUCGGCCCCAUCUCCGACUUGCUCGUCCGAACGGCUUACACGGCCGCCUACGACCGCCGGAACCGCAUCCCUGCAUGGACGGCAGAACACCUCACUGCCGAGCUUCUCCAGAACGGCGGAGGGGACCGCCAGAACGCCGUCUUCAAGGAGGACGCGGACGUGCCCGAAAUGUUCCGCGCAAAGCUCCUUGACUACUUCAAGUCGGGAUAUGACCGCGGGCACAUGGUACCCGCGGCAGACGCCAAGCAGUCGCAGGUCGCCAUGUCGGAGACGUUCCUCUUGUCCAACAUCGCGCCGCAGGUCGGCGAGGGCUUCAACCGGCACUACUGGGCGUACCUCGAGGCGUUCUGCCGCAACCUCACCAAGUCUUUCGACGAUGUCUACGUCUUCACCGUCCCUCUCUUCUUGCCCAAGCGGGAUCCGCGCGAUGGAAAGUGGCGUGUGUCUUACGAGAUGAUCGCUCCUCAAGGUGGCCCGCCUUCGAUCGCCGUUCCUACCCACUUCGCCAAGGUCCUCAUCGCCUCCCGCGCACCUCACGCCUCCGCCCGCUCGCUUGUCCCGCACGGCUCGUCCGGAGCCAUGGAUGGCAAGGAGUGGGUGCAGGGCGCCUUCGUCCUCCCCAACGAGCCUAUUCCCGACGAGGCGAAGCUGGAAGGGUUCGUUGUUCCGGUCGAGGCAGUCGAGCGAUCAGCCGGUCUCUCGCUUCUGCCUACGGAGCUCAAGUCAGCGAAGGAGCUCUGCCGGACGAUCAAGUGCGAAGUCGUUGUGCGCCGCUUUGACGAUGCGCAAAAGAAGCUCGGCGGUGGGCGCCCGGCGCCUCAACGCCGUCAGACGAUGUAG